AUGAUGUUGUUUCCCAGCCGUUUGUUGUACUUAUUGGCUGUGCUUCUGAACGUUUUGUGUGCGUGUGCUGUGACUGGUGAGCUUGAAGUCAAACGUUGCGAUGGUAAUUCUGAGUGUCUUCCUCCUGCACCAUUUCAACAAGAUUCCCAUGGUUCCGGUGAACUUCCUGAAUCUACUGAUGAUGUUCAUUCUCUUAAUCCUGCACUAGAAAUACCGGUUCCUGUUCCAUCUGGUCCUGAGUCUCGUAUAGCUGAAAGCAGUAAACUUCACAAUGGGGAUGUAGAUGUGGGAACUCAUUCAACACGAGGUGGGACUGAGCUUCCCAGUGGAGAAUAA
This is a messenger RNA of Trypanosoma theileri, 336 nucleotides long. RefSeq lists its product as uncharacterized. Lineage: Eukaryota; Euglenozoa; Kinetoplastea; Trypanosomatida; Trypanosomatidae. Bases 1 to 336 code for a protein of 111 amino acids. The transcript has a single exon. The record is from RefSeq and is a predicted model, not a curated record.